AUUCGAGUGGUGCGUGUUGGAUUGGUUGGACGGAGUACAAUACUUGCUUGUCUUUUUGAAUUUGUUCAGUUUGGUUCGUGAUAGCGAUGGAGACGAAAAAGAGACGCAUUCUACAACGUAUUCACAAAACUUUGUCCUUGGACCCUGACAUCACGAAGAGAAACAAGCAAAUUCUUGGCGAAGUGUUGGACGGCCUUUGUGCAGAGAUGAACAAGGACCCCUUGUUUGCUUGGCUAUUUAACAGACUUAUUUACACUGGUAGUAUGUACGAAGGGCUGCGCAUCCAUCAAGCGGACGAGUUCGACGUCAAUCUGGUCAUGAAACUGCCUGUGAAGGAAGGUGAUUUCCAGUUAUGGAAUCUCCCUAAAGGAGAUACUCCAUGCAAAUGUUGCGUACAAGCACAUAUCGGCACUCGCCACCCUGCGAGCACGCCAGAAAACCGAAGAUCCCGGAUCGUUGCCGAAAGACCUGGUUAUGUGAGCUACACACUAACAGUGGCCUGCAAGGAGCGCCUAGAGCAGGACAUGGAAGGGCAAGAAUUGCGUUCUUUGUUUAAACGCUUGCAACGUUUGCUCACCAAAGAUCUCAAGUUGAAUCCCGUAGCUUGGCGGAGGUGGUUUCAGUCUGUCCUGGACAAGGCCCUGGCAAGCUAUAAGCCACCUUCUUUCAAGUUGCGGCAGCGGGAGAGUGGUCCUGCCAGGACGCUGCAUCUGGAGCUUCCCGAUGAGAGCCACAUAGACAUAGACUUGGUGCCUGUCUUGGAACACAGUUUCCACCAGCUUCCUGCAGACGUGCCUUCUCACGAGUGGUUCAACGAACUUCUUAGUCAGGUAACACCUUGGCUUGAGAUACUCCAGGCGAAUGUUGCUGACAAGCACAAAGAAAUCUCCGAAUGUUGCUGCCAAGCACGAAUGGGCACCUGCCACCCAGCGGGCACGCCAGAAAACAACACAUCCCGGCAGCAUGACGGAAAGUGGGUCAUGGUUCCGAAGGCACACGAAGAUGACAGCACCCUCUGGCGCAUCAACUUCCCAGAAGUCGAGAAGAAGUUAAUGAAAGACAGGGGAUGCAUGAAGCCUACAAUUCGACUGAUGAAAGCUCUGAGGGAAAAGCAACAGUGGCCCCUUUCUUCGUACUCCAUGAAGUCCCUGGUGGUGCACCACAUGCUGCAAAAACAAGAGAGAGCACACUGGGACAAUAAGAACCAGUGGACUGUGUUCAUUCACGUCCUUAUGAGGCUUCAUGAUGUCAUCAAUCCUUCUGGGCCAGGCAUUCGUUCUGUCUUCGAUAAUAAUGUGAGCUUGAUCCCAGACAUGUCGCGUGCGACGAGGUCUAACAUAGCUGGUCGGCUUCACAAUAUUCUGAAUGCUGUGGCCAAGAAGCCCGAUAGAGUGCUCAAGUUUUUCCCUGCAAAACCACCAAAGAUCCAAGUGGAUUCCCUCCUACCAGUGAUGAAAAAUGUCUGUGACCUAUUCCUGAUUUCGUCUUUGCCAGCCACUGAAGUGUGUGAAAUGUUUUGUCGAUGCCAUCGUUGUCAUCAGCAUUGUCGAUUGCGUCACGACAAAAAAACCUGCAGUCCCCGUGUAAACUCGUCAUCUAAAUAUAUGGCUGGAGGGACACACCAUCGUUCCAUGUCGAAGCGUAAAGAUACUAGGAUUGAUUUUCCACUUGGAUCACGCCGACACAAUGCUACUGAACAAGCUGAAGAUAACACAGCAGCCCAAGUUACUCGUAUGAUACUGCUAACAACAAAGACAAAAAGCAUAUGAGAGGCGGACACGCUUCAGCUUGUCCAAGCCUUCGUCGUUUCUCGAAUAACAUGCCGUACCAUACGCAGUAGUCAACAUGAUAGAGAUGAAUAAAAUUGCCUGCUUGUAUGCCUUUCUGAUCAUUGUGUCCGUGGGUCUACCAGUCAGUACUUCAACAAAACUUUUCCUACGGCUAUGGGUGCACAGUACAGCUGAGGGCCUGAUCGAGGCACAUCUCUCCAGCCAGCAAACAUGGCUGGCAGUCUAAGAAACGGACAGGUCCAUGCUCUUACAUCGGAGUCUCUCUGCCCCUCUUAACCACCCACUUCUACAGACUAUAAGCCUACCCCAUGCCAUUUGCAGUAACAUCACCGUCCUGCCCUUACUUCACAACAUGCACCAUAAGCACAGAAGGAAGGCCAGGUCCGUUCACAAGCGAUAUGGUUGUGAAACCUCGACAGCCUAAAUGGAUGCGGCGUCUUACCCCAGACGAGCAGCCGCUGUAAU
Molecule: messenger RNA, 2255 nt
Organism: Rhipicephalus sanguineus (brown dog tick)
Lineage: Eukaryota; Metazoa; Arthropoda; Arachnida; Ixodida; Ixodidae
Exons: 11
Coding region: 87-1769 (560 amino acids)
Source: RefSeq, a predicted model, not a curated record